Toxoplasma gondii ME49 is the source of this 7049-nucleotide messenger RNA. RefSeq lists its product as hypothetical. The record is from RefSeq and is a predicted model, not a curated record. The coding region runs from base 1 to 6630 and encodes 2209 amino acids. Lineage: Eukaryota; Apicomplexa; Conoidasida; Eucoccidiorida; Sarcocystidae. The transcript has 32 exons.
AUGGCGAACAAGCGCGUCGGGGCCCAGAGCGCUCCGCGGGCGCGUGGCUGUCCUCAGGCGCACUCGCCCGACCUUUUGCCUUGCUGCGUUGCAAAAUCGGCCCCUGCAUGCAACGCCCCGGCCCACGCUCCCGCGGUCUCAGACUGCCAUCCGAACUGGAGAGCGAGCUGGCUUCUGCGCGCGUCCGUCUGUCGACGCUUUCGUCCUCGUAUCUCGAAACGCUGGCCUCCCUGCCUUCUCUGCGCGUGCUUCUUCCUCUCCACUUUCUUCGCCAUCCCCGCCCCGCGAGUUCCGUCGGACUUCGCCGUCUUCUCCGCAGCGACUCAGGCUGCAGAGGUCGCGCAGCCGCGAGCUCCGGGCGCCGCGUCUGUGCGAAAAGAAAACACGGAGGCGACUGUCGAGGAGGCUCUCGAGGAGAAGUACACGCCACGGAACUGCAAGUACCGGCCCCUGCCCAAGAGCCUGAACGAAUUCGCGUACUUGAGUUACAAUGGAGAAAUCACGCUUGGCGACGUCUUCGGCUUGCCAGCCUCCUCGAUUCACCAUGAACAGCGGCUGUCGUUCUCCAUCGCGUCCGAGGGCGCGUCGGCGAGUUCGCGCAGAGCGAUCCUCUCCGUGAGCGUCGAAAUGCACAGAGACAGCGUCGCGGAGUUCAACCACCUCGAGCUGUACAGACGCCGAAGGGGCGAGAAGCCUCACCCGGCGCUCUCAGCCUCCGAAGCAGCUGCCGCGGCCGACGGCGCAGGCGCGAUGCUCUCUGCAGUGCGGAGGCAGCAAGCCGUCGCCGUGGGGAAACGCGUUGAAGGCGCCGGAGGACCUCGCACGAAGGUCGUCCUGAGCGCGGCUCUCAGCGACGAUGAGGGGGACACUGUCUUCGACUUGGUUUUCAGCUUCCGAGACUCCCGAGGUCGAACGCCGCUGGCCGACGGCGAGACGGUCGGCCACUCGCCUCUCCUGCCCUGCUUCCCAGUUCGCGUCGACCUCUCAGUGGUUCCAGUAGAGCGCAUGCCUCUGCACAUUCCAUCGAACUGCCCCGCGCAGUCUGCACUGCCGAAGAGCGGGGAGGUUUUCACCCUCGGGGAGACGCCUCUCGUCUUGUCCAGUCCUCCAGAGCAUCCCUUCGUCUUUGUGUUUCGCGGUAUCCCCUCCUGGACGCCGUACUCUCUCCCCGUGUGGAACAUGAGCGUCGAUGUGCCGCGCCGACUUCAUCGGUUCGCCCGCUUCUUCUUCAGGCUCUCGUUCAGAUUCCUCUCCGGGCCUCUUCAACUGCUGCUGGAGCUGUUUGACGAGAAGUCGCAGCCCGACCCAAGUGCUUCGGGACCUCAGUGUCUCCUCGGCUGCAUGGGAGCUACGCCAACGUACAACGGACAACUCUUUGACCAUGCGAUGCCCACAGGCUUUUUGUACAAGGUGUGGAUUCUCGCGGGAGAGCCCAUGUUCCUGGAAGAUCACGCGACGCAGUGCAUGCAGUUCGAUUUGGAGUACCGAGUGAACUACGAGACGCGUUUGACGCCUUUCGAGGUCGGGCACCACUCUUGGAUGUGCAGAUUCGCCAGGCUACCUACAGCGAUUUUCCAGCGGCAGGAAGGCGCCCGAGACGGCCCCGUCGGCACAGUGUAUGCGCGCUCCUUCGACUUCAAAGACUGGGUCGGAUUUCCUCCCGACGAAGUUGCGGAGAUGGUGCACCUCGUCCGCCUGCAGAUCAGCGAACCUAGCGACAUUGCGGUGUCCUUGUAUCAAGCGAAUCUGCGCCUGCGAACGACGUUGUCGGCCGGCGACGCCGAAACUCUUGCGGAGUUGUGUGGAGAGAAGAUCCUCGGGGACAACGACAGCGGAAUGGUCCUUCUCCAUUGCCGCGUUCCUCCCGGCACCUACCACCUGGUGCUCUUCGCCGAAUAUCCUCUCGGAGGCCUUCCUCCCUGCGACGGCUUCUACAUGCACUUAACCAUCAAACCUCUCGCGCUCCUGAACCAACACUACGGAUGUGUCAAUCGGAGCUCGAACACCAUGCAGCUGCCGCCUCUGCUCAUUUCGCCGACGGGCCGUCCGCCGCUGUCUGCGCCGCCGCCGUCUGAAGAUGUCAUCGACCUUGGAGUGGUGACAGAAAGUCGCGAGGAGAAUAUCCGGUCAUUUGUCUUCCGCAUGCCCUCGCCACCCGUCAAGACGCCAGGCGCCUUCAAGCGCAUCGCGCAAGGACGCUUCGUCGUUCAGUCGUCUCUUUCUCAGGUGUACUUGCACCUGGCGGUCCUCUCCGACUUCACAGCAGCGGACUUGGGUGCAAUUAUUCGCCGCGAAGGGGGUGACGCGAACGACGUUGCCACCCAUGCACUCUCCUUCUCGCACGACUAUCAGCACCUUGUAGGCCCGUUCGAUGCUGGGGCGUACACCGUCGAAAUUGUUGCGCUGGCACCCGAAACCGUAGACGCUGUUGCCGCCAACAGCGCCCAGGAGCUCUGCAUUCCCUUCGUCGUCGACCUGCGCCUGGUCUCGCGGUCUGGCGACGAUCUCCACAGCAGCACGUGGAUGUGCAAGCAUGAGACUGCGCAUUUUCCGCGCUACAUUCGGGGCGAGGAGGGCGUGGAGAUGACUCUGGACAAGGAGUUUCUCCUCCCUGCGAGUGGUCACCAACAUGUCCAACUGCAAAUCCCGAGAAGUUCGAUUCUGAAAAUCCACGUUCGCUCUCCUCACAGCUCGGAGCCUCGUCUCUCCAUCUUCCCCAAAGACCGACCUCACGAAAAGCUGGGAGAAGCCUACACGGACCUCUUUCUGGAGACAGAUAUGGAAGGCGAGUACAUUUUGCGAAUCUCCUUUUCGCUCCAUUCCACGUCUCUGGCGCCUUGCCCGACUGCGCAGUUCCAUCUCGUUCUUGUCCCGAAGUCCUCGGUGCCUCAGUGCCCCUGGGCUCGAGAGAAUGGUCUCUCACGCGAGACACUGAAGACUCGAGCUGAAGAACAUCUUCGCACCACUCUGGAUUCUCGGAUCUUCAUUCCAAAACGAAUUGCGCCACAUCAUUUGGAAGUUGCCGCGCCGAGAGACUUCUGGCUGUCGCCUUCUGUCCAUCCGGAAUUCGCCUUUUCCUCUGACUCUCCGGCGACGAGCAUUCGCGUGGAGCUCACUCUGCAUCCGCCGUGGGUGCCGGCGCAGCUGCUGCUGUUCAAGCGAGACAGCUUGGGCCUGCGUCGAAAGCCGGAGGCGGUUUCGAUCUUGACUGAAAACCGUCUGCUUCUUCUUGCCACAGAUGCAGGAGCUGGAGACUUUGUCCUCAAACUGAAAAUCUACGACGAAGUCGACCUGCCCAGCGAGCGCCUCUGUGCACAUGCAACUAUCCACGCAGAGAUCGGCGACGCGGACGAGACUGAAGUCAACGCCUUGCGCGCAGAGUUGUUGAGUCUGCCGGACUUGAUGCCUGUGGAGCCUCCCCUGUCGUCGUUCAAUCGUCGGGGGUGGCUAUCGCUCCCAGACGUCCCCGUAUUUUCGACUUCUGUUUUCCGGUUCGGCGAGGAAAGUCCGCGCACUGCCUUCUCGUCGCCGUCACCCGCGGAUCCGCAGCGUUCCGCGUUGUUCACCGUUCGGCCGGAGACUGAAAAGGCGGUCAGCCAAGAAGCAGUCCGGCUCGAAGAGCGCGCCAAGGCGACAGUCAUCCAGGUCGAGAAGCCGACGCUGCUGCGCGUGACUGCCGAGCCUGCAGUGCUAUCGAGAGAUCGCCUGUUGAUUCGCGUCUUCAAAAGAAAAGAGGACGAGGCGCAAACCGACGCAACGGCCUCUGCGGUUGGAGCUGUUCGCGGAGAACGCGCUGAACGCGGACGCGAAAAAGAUCUCCUCGUUGCCAGGCGCGGCGGCGAAGACGACGCCCUCAACUUCAGACUCGUCGAAGAAGCAGACAGCAACCUCCUCGUCCUCCUACAGCCCGGCACUUACAAAUUCAGCUACCAAGCAGAAGGACCUUUCCUCAUCACCUUCGGCAUUUCGUCUGUGAACCAACUCCACCGCGACCUGCUUUUCCAUCCUGCGGCGGAGGGCGCGGUGUCUCCUUGCCUUUCGCAUCCUCCGGCGUUGUCGCUGCCCUCGCCGCUGCCCUUUUACUUUGAGAGCGAAACGUUCGACAUAAAACUCAACUCGUCGUUUCUGGAGAAAGAAGGCGAGUUCAUGACGUUCCCUCUGCAUGUGACGACGCCGUCUGUGCUGUACGUGGAGGUCGGCUCGAACUUUCUGCUGGACUUCAUCAAAGUCGGAGUGAGGGUGGCGGAAGGCACUUGGAUCGGCGAACAGCGCGGCCGCGUCAACUUCCUUCGCCUUAUCUUGGAGCCAGGCACUCACUAUGUGAAAAUAAUCCACGCGCAUGCAAGCAACGUGUACGCCGCCGAGCCGGCCAUCAAACAAGCUGUCGACACCAGCAGGUGUCUGCACUUCUCCCUGAAAAUCAAAACAAUCGCAGUAAACUACGCAGGCCCCGACAGCGAUGUCGAUUCAGCAGAAAGUUGUUUCUCUUUCGGAGCGAUGUCUCUUCCUCUCGAUCUCCACAGCCACGAAGGCGGCAGCGCGGCGCUCGGAGGUCCGAUCGACGCCGCGGGGCGCUUGCUGAUUCGCAGCAAAGUUGUUCUGACGGAAGCGAACGGAGACUCACGCAAGAGAGUCGCUCUCGACACAAAGGGAAAGAAUCUGCUAAUGAAGCUCGGCGUCUUCUCGGAAGACCACGACCGAAACGUCGUCGUGCAGGUGGAGGAUGCACACUCUCUGCCUGUCGCGCCGGUUCACGACUGGGCAAUAAACGAAGGCGGCUACGAGAAGCUGUUCGAACUGGACGGCUCGAAGAGGAAAUACAACGCGCUCGAUCAAAGUUCAACGUUUUAUUUGACGUUCCGCCUCGACCGCGCAGCAGUUGCAGGUGCUGCUCCCUGCGUCGUCUUCGACCUCGUGGUUCAGGUCAUGCCUAUGGAGGAUAAACAAAGGAUGACGCAGUGCCCAGCCGCGGGCGACAGUUUCGCGCCGCUGUCGGUGUCUCAAUUCUUCCCAGUCGCAGCCGUGGCGACAGCUGCAGACCGGAGUGCUUCGUUUCACUCUGGACGCCAGCAGCAUGUUAGCACCGCCGUCUCUGCAGUUCGCCAGCCGCGAGACGGCUUUCUUGUCGAGCUCCCGUUCACUCUCGCCGAGGAGUCGUUUGUCCUCGCCGAGGUCCAGUACAACUUUUUCCUUUCGCACGUUGAGCUGGACGUCGUGGAAGGAGGCAACCGACACAUGCAGCAAGAAAGCAUUUCUUUCGGAGAGCUCGACUUCGUCAACAAGGGCAACCAUCCUCUAAACACGCGUCAGUGGGUGGCCACCCAACUCGAACCAGGCAAUUACGUUUUGCGUGUGGCGGACGACCACUAUGGAAGUCAUUUUCCGCGGAGUUUCGGAGGCGAUCCGUGUUUUCCUCUGAAGUUCCAGUUCCAAGUUUUCUCGCUCGCGUCUCACGAGACGCGCCCGACCGUCAUCGGUGUCCACCCAGAUCCGUCCGUCCCCGUGAAAUACGGGCAAGACUUAGUCGUGUUGCUGCGCCUGUCGACUCCGCCGUCCGUGGCAGGGGAGGGCGCUGCGUCGAACGAGGCUGUGCGUCGGUCUGCGUACUUGUUUGGGGACUCGGGAGUUACGUUAUACCCGACUCAUUUCGCGAACCUCGACAGCUACGAGGACGCGUCCGACGCAGAGAGAGAAGGCGCGAACGGCGGAGUUACUUGGUCCUUCCUGUUCACCGCAGACAAGCUGCAGCGGUUGGGGAACUCCGCCAAACUGGUUCUCGAGUUCACCAGCAAACGCGGCGGGCAACCGUACGGCUUCGGCAUCCUCCGGUCAGGUCUGCGCACCCCCGACGCCGAGUUCAGCAGCGGCGAUCCGUCGGACUACGUCACGGAAGUCACCUACACUUUUCUUGCUCCGGGCGUCCUACGAGAAAAUGCGCCGUGGACCGGUGACCUCGGACGCUUCGCUGUGAAAUCGCCUCCUGUGUCGACUCCCGGCGACGACGUGUGGCGGCCUGCGAAGCCGCCGAGUGCAGCGGCGACCGGCGCCGUUCAUCCGGAGGAAGAAACGCCGCGCGGGACUCCUGGAAGUCCAAGGCUUCGAGACCUUGACCGUGCGUCGUCGUCGCCUUCGCCCAUCGUCAGUCGCGGGCCCCUCGUUCCGCCGAAGGUCUCGCGAAGCGAACUGCUGGUGGAAGAAGAAGAGACGAAGCCGGCGAGGCUCACGCCAUGGGACGCGCCUGCCGUCGCGGAAGAGCCCCGGCGACACUCCGAUCCGUACGCCGCCGCUGACGAGAAGGAAACUGGUUCCCCAUGGCGCAGCUCGACAGACGAAGAAGAGCUCAGUUGUCCGCCAGGAACGGAGUGGAAUGAGGCGACGGCCGAGUGCGAGGACGUCAGCGAAAUGGACGCGCCGGGUACUCUGCUGCUCAUCUUCGUUUCCCUCAUCGGCGUGACGAGUCUUCUGCUGCUCUCGCGCUAUGUGCUGCGGAGGAGAACGAAGAACGAGUACAGACAUCCGUAUCGUCUUGCUCGAGCGAAUUCAGGUGGAUCGGAUUCCUUCGACUUUCUUACUGGGCGAAGUGCUGUGACUUCGCCGUCGGGAGUGUCUGACAGAGAUGAUGACGUCUGAGGGAUUUUUUCUUUUCAACUCUUUUGUGAAGCUCCGCUCUCUUCCUCGCUUUUUUAGUUGGCAGCGUCACACGCUCUCUCUGAAGAAGGGGAGCGUUCGAGACUUGUUCGUUUUUUAUGAGUUGCUGUCCAGUUUCCGUCGCUGUGUGAGUCUUUCUUCCGCGUGUAUGCAUUUUUUCAAGAGCAUCCAGGUGAUCCUCACGAGUCUGACAGACAGGAAGUGUAAACAUCACACAUGCAUUCCGAAGUGCGAACGUAAGCAGAGCGAGAGGAAGCCGACGCGGCAUGCAGUGUGCAUGCGUCGAUUGCUCGUGAAAAGAAGUUCCUCGCUUUUGUGCGGAAACCGCCUUCGAGUUUCUUGUCUUUCCACGCGUCUAAAACAGGAUUUACACGGUCGGCGUCCAACAGAUACCGGCUUCC